Molecule: messenger RNA, 2387 nt
Organism: Ilex paraguariensis (yerba mate)
Lineage: Eukaryota; Viridiplantae; Streptophyta; Magnoliopsida; Aquifoliales; Aquifoliaceae
Source: the annotation of a GenBank genome assembly
CCGUAACACUCCCACAGAGGUAAGCACUGCCUACUUCUGCGAGUAGCUCCUUUUCUUCAUCUCUUAGUAGAGCGAAACAUUUGAAGCAGAAAUCUGAACACUGCUUGGGAAAAAGACGAACGUCGCGCUACUAAAAACCCCAUUACCAGGUAAAUGCUCAAUCCCUGUUGCAUACUCCAAAACCCUAAUUUCAACCCUAACAAGUAAGAGAAGAACUCUGCGUGUCAGUUCGAUCUGGGUUGAGUAACUUUUUGAGAUUUUUGAUGGAAUUGAGAUACAAAUAGGGGAUAAGAUACAACACUCUUCAAUGAAUGUUCUGUACAUGGUUAAAUUGCUUGCGUGGGCUCGUAAUUUUUGUUUUUGAUGGGAUUCUUCAUGGUACGGCAUAAAUUGCAGCUGUCUGUAUGUGAGUAUCAAUUUCUCUUGGCAGGUUUCUUAGCUUUGUUGGAGACUUUAGAAUUACGGUGAUAAUGGGUGUUUCUCACCUCUUGAUAUGCUCCUGCCAUGUACUCUUUAGCUCUAAUUGGUCAAAGGGUUGCUCAGAGCUUUUCGUGUUUUUGUGGAAUUUCUCGUUCGUUGUGCAGCCGUGGCUGCGAUAGCAAUGGCGUCAAUGGCAGGUUUGGAGGCAAUGAGGAUUAUUUGAAUGAGACUUGGAAAAGUUCAAAUAUUGAUUGUGUUUCAGAUGGAAAGCCUAAUAAAAACGAGUCAUUUAGCUCUAUGGGGACAAAUGGCAAUUAUGAAGGCCAUACCCUGGGAAAUUUCUCUUCAAGAUGGAAAUUCAUUGAGAAUGCAAGGAUUGAUGCUAAAAGGGUUCUUGAAAUUCUUCAACAGGAUGGUCCGGGGUCUGAUGCAAAAGUGGCUUUAGAUGAUUUGCAAAUAAGGGUUUCGGGUGUUCUUGUAAGAGAAGUUCUUGUUGGAAUCUUGAAAACAAUAAAUUAUGCAAAUAAGAAUCGGUGUGCUAAGUUGGGGUACAAGUUCUUUAUUUGGUGUGGGCAACAAGAGAAUUACAGGCACACAACAAGCUCAUACCAUUUGAUACUGAAGAUUUUUGCAGAUUGUGAGGAAUUUAAGGCAAUGUGGAGAUUAGUUGAUGAGAUGACUGAGAAAGGAUUCCCAGCUACUGCACGUUCCUUUAACAUAUUGAUAUGUACUUGUGGUGAGGCGGGCUUAGCGAAGAAAGUCGUAGAAAGGUUUAUCAAGUCGAAGACAUUUAAUUAUAGGCCAUUCAAGCAUUCUUAUAAUGCAAUUCUACAUUCUCUUCUUGCGGUCAACCAAUGCAAGUUGAUUGAGUGGGUGUAUCAACAGAUGUUGGGUGAAGGCCAUUUCCCCGAUGUUUUAACUUAUAAUAUCCUUAUGUGUGCUAAGUAUAGGCUGGGGAAGCUGGAUCAGUUCCACAGAUUACUAGAUGAAAUGGGCAGGAAUGGAUUUUCACCGGAUGCUCAUACAUUCAAUAUCCUUCUUCAUGUACUUGGAAAAGGAGACAAACCUCUAGCAGCGCUUAAUCUUUUGAACCACAUGAAGGAGGAGGGUUUUGAAUUGAGUGUUCUUCACUUCACCACGUUGAUAGAUGGGCUCAGUCGGGCCGGGAAUUUGGAUGCCUGUAAGUAUUUUUUUGAUGAGAUGAUCAAACAUGGGUUCGUGCCCGAUGUGGCUUGUUACACUGUUAUGAUCACAGGAUAUAUUGUGGCAGGAGAGUUUGACAAGGCUCAGGGAAUGUUUUAUGAGAUGUUCACUCGAGGGCAAAUGCCAAAUGUGUUUACAUACAAUUCUAUGAUUCGUGGGCUUUGUAUGGGGGGAAAGUUUGAGGAGGCAUGCUUGAUGCUGAAAGAAAUGGAAUCCAGAGGUUGUAAUCCAAAUUUUCUUGUGUAUAGUACCCUAGUUGGUUAUCUGCGAAAUGCUGGAAAGCUUUCUGAAGCUCAUGAAGUAAUAAGACAUAUGGUGGAAAAAGGGCAGUACAUCCAUCUUCUUUCGAAGUUUAAAGGGUAUAGGAGAUGCUGAAGUGGCAAAGUAUGUAAAAUUAAGUUGAUUCAAUUGUAACAUUACAGCAAAACUACUCAUAUGAUCCAGCCCACUUGAUGUGACUGCUGCUUGUUCUGGAUGUUGAAUAAGGAUGUUGGGACGGAAAAAGCCAGGUGCUGCUCAAAAUUUUGGGAUUAAAAGGCUAGAGAGUGUAAUGCUCGGUCACUUCAACAUUCGCUUGAAUUUUACAUGACUCUUGAUGCAGGAGAACAUAAAAUUUAGCUUGGGCACAAUAUGUGGCUGCUUUAGAGGUCAGUACCAAUUGUUGGUUAGAUUUGAAGUUCUGCGUAACGACUUUGAGCCAUGGAUAAGGUAUCAAUAUGUUGGGUUGUGUUGAGUUUCUAAGCCAUGUAUCGUGUCCAAAUUUG